Messenger RNA from Pocillopora verrucosa, 429 nucleotides. NCBI's taxonomy places the organism in Eukaryota, Metazoa, Cnidaria, Anthozoa, Scleractinia, Pocilloporidae. The record is from RefSeq and is a predicted model, not a curated record.
AUGGGGCUGUGUAUUUCAGUGGAACGAGAAGAUUUUGAAGACAUUGUGCGCUACGAUGGUGGGACUUUGCUUUGUUUCAAACACGGAGAAGGAACAAAUCUCUACGAAAAUGGCGAUAUAUACAAAGGGCAAUGGAAAUUGAAUCAAAUGCACGGUCAUGGAGUUUAUACACACGCUAACGGAGAAGUGAGAGUAGUGAAACAAGGAUAUUUUUAUCGAAAUCAGUACAUCGGAAAAGAUCCUGGCAAUCUAUUUACUGCCACAACAUGUUGCACUGGGUCAUGUUUUGGAGGUGCUCAAUCAGAACCUAUUGCAAGUGAUGAGGAGAUAAGAAAACAAGCGAUGAAAGAAAGAGCUGAACAAAAGGCUAAAAAAAGAGAGGCACGGCAACGCCGAAGGGACGAAAUACCACUGAAGUCUUUAACAUAA